Coffea eugenioides is the source of this 1416-nucleotide messenger RNA. RefSeq names its product exonuclease DPD1, chloroplastic/mitochondrial-like. The record is from RefSeq and is a predicted model, not a curated record. NCBI's taxonomy places the organism in Eukaryota, Viridiplantae, Streptophyta, Magnoliopsida, Gentianales, Rubiaceae. Bases 318 to 1325 code for a protein of 335 amino acids. The transcript has 4 exons. Gene Ontology annotation, molecular function: nucleic acid binding; 3'-5'-DNA exonuclease activity. Gene Ontology annotation, biological process: DNA catabolic process. Gene Ontology annotation, cellular component: cytoplasm.
UUUGGGUUCCAAUUUCAACUGUACACUCCACGUCUCCCUUUUUCUCAAAUUCUUCAAGAUUUCCACCUCCAUUUCUCCCCCUCAGAGAUCUCCACUCCAUCCAUAUUUCCCUUCAUUUUCUCCUCCUUUCCUCCCUCUAACCCACUAAUUAUUUAUAUCUUAUCUGUAGCAGUGAUCAACAAACCAUAUUACUACUCCUGAAGUAGGUCACUCAUGAGUGAACGCUUCUUUGCAAGUGGAACACUUCCCAGGUUAAAUCAAUUCAUUUAUUUCCAGUGUUUUUUCCGAUAUCAUCGUGUGGUGAUUCUUGAGUUCAGAUGAGAAAAGUUGCAAUGUGCUUCUCACUGUUACAAUUUCCAAGAUACAGGAUUCAUGCUUUGGCUAAUUCUUGGUGGGAAACUUUUCCCAUCCUGAAUAGAAGGGCGGGAAUCACUUCUAGCUUCAAGGUUCUUGGUUCUGGUAAUUAUGGGCCUCAGGGAAGACAGUAUAGGAGGUAUAGCAGACAGAUAAUAACCAUGAAAACAGAAGGAAGAAAAAAGGAUAGUUUAAGUAGCAAAGGAAACAUAAAAGAUGAGAUAUUGGAGGAAGCUUUAAGCACUAAUUUGAAUACCCAUAAAUCUAGUGUGGCUGACGUAGAGAGGACCCAAGUUCUCGAUAUUCGAAAAAUGAUUGCUGAAAACAAAGAACUGGCCAAACUUGUAUCGUUUAUUGUUUUUGAUAUUGAGACUACUGGGUUUAGCAGAACGGAGGACCGGAUUAUUGAGAUAGCUCUCCAGGAUCUUGCAGGAGGUAAAAACAGCACCUUCCAGACUCUAGUGAAUCCCAAAUGCUAUGUUCCAAACUCGCAUGUACAUGGUAUUUCAACCCAUAUGGUUAAUAAACCUGAUGUUCCAAGGAUGGAGGAGCUGAUUCCCAUUUUACUGCAGUACAUUAAAAGCCGCCAGAAACCUGGUGGUUUUGUGGUUUUAAUAGCUCAUAAUGCUCGUAAUUUUGACGUUCCCUUCCUUGCUGGAGAGUUUAGUAGGUGCUCUUACAAGAUUCCGCCAGAUUGGCUCUUUGUUGACUCCCUUCCCCUAGCGAGGGAAGCUAUGAAGUCCAAAGGAUUUAAAGGAGCUUUAAAGCUAUCAUUGCAAGCCCUUGGGGAGACUUUCAAAAUCCCUUUAAAGGGCUCUGCUCAUAGAGCUCUUGCAGAUGUUCAAAUGCUGUCCCUGAUUUUCCAAAAGAUCACCUUUGAAUUGAAAUUGUCGGGUUCUAGCAUUAUUGAGAAAUAUUCCUUUAGUGACUUAGAAUUGAGAAACUCAAAAAAGAAGAAAAGUUCUAGCUAGACUAAUACAGUUCUUCUGCACCUGUAAUUGUAAUUGUUGUAACAUUUCUUACACAUUCUUUAUUAAUGAAAAAUUUUAGCCAUUUUUAUUA